This is a messenger RNA of Knipowitschia caucasica, 1179 nucleotides long. The record is from the annotation of a GenBank genome assembly. Lineage: Eukaryota; Metazoa; Chordata; Actinopteri; Gobiiformes; Gobiidae.
AUGCAGGCUCCUCUCAGGCUCUGGCCCCGCCCCCAGGCCCCUCUGACCCCGCCCUCAGACGCUGGCCCCGCCCCCAGGCCCCUCUCAGCGGAUCACAAAGAGCUGACGAGGCAUGAGGACUACACUGUUUACAAAGGUACGAAGAAUGUCGAGAUCACAGGGACAGGACAGAGACAGGACAGGGACAGGACAGGGACAGGACAGAGGUAUCACAGGGACAGGACAGAGACAGGACAGGGACAGGACAGAGGUAUCACAGGGACAGGACAGAGACAGGACAGGGACAGGACAGAGACAGGACAGGGACAGGACAGAGACAGGACAGGGACAGGACAGAGGUAUCACAGGGACAGGACAGAGGCAUCACAGGGACAGGACAGAGGCAUCACAGGUACAGGACAGAGACAGGACAGGACAGAGGUAUCACAGGGACAGGACAAAGACAGGACAGGACAGGGACAGGACAGGGGCAUCACAGGGACAGGACAGGGGCAUCACAGGGACAGGACAGAGGUAUCACAGGGACAGGACAAAGGCAUCACAGAGGCAUCACAGGGACAGGAAAGGGACAGGACAGAGGCAUCACAGGGACAGGAAAGGGACAGGACAGAGGUAUCACAGGGACAGGACAGCGACAGGACAAAGGCAUCACAGGGACAGGACAGAGGCAUCACAGGGACAGGACAGAGGUAUCACAGGGACAGGACAGAGGCAUCACAGAGACAGAACAGGGACAGGACAGAGGUAUCACAGGGACAGGACAGAGGCAUCACAGAGACAGGACAGAGGCAUCACAGAGACAGGACAGAGGCAUCACAGGGACAGGACAGAGGCAUCACAGGGACAGGACAGAGGUAUCACAGGGACAGGACAGAGGCAUCACAGGGACAGGACAGAGGCAUCACAGGGACAGGACAGAGGCAUCACAGAGACAGGACAGAGGCACCACAGAGACAGGACAGAGGCAUCACAGGGACAGGACAGAGGCAUCACAGAGACAGGACAGAGGCAUCACAGAGACAGGACAGAGGCAUCACAGGGACAGGACAGAGGCAUCACAGGGACAGGACAGAGGCAUCACAGGGACAGGACAGAGGCAUCACAGGGACAGGACAGAGGUAUCACAGGGACAGGACAGAGGCAUCACAGGGACAGGACAGAGGCAUCACAGGGACAUGA